Camellia sinensis is the source of this 591-nucleotide messenger RNA. The record is from RefSeq and is a predicted model, not a curated record. Lineage: Eukaryota; Viridiplantae; Streptophyta; Magnoliopsida; Ericales; Theaceae.
AUGCAGAUGCCAGUCCUUGUUAAUGGAUCUCCAGCAAGUUCAUUUCCUACUUAUAGAGGGCUACCACAAGGUGAUCAUUUAUCUCCUUUAUUAUUCAUACUGGUUAUGGAAGCGUUAGGGAGUUCGUUAUCUAGAGCGGUACAGGGAGGUCUGUUGCAGGGGUUUGCGGUGGGGGUGGAUCUAACAGUUCUGACAGUUUCCCAUUUGUUUUAUGUGAAUGAUGCGCUCAUUUUUUGUGGUGUAGAUGUUGAUCAGAUUGGUUACUUGAGAUUUGUGUUCUUGUGCUUUGAGGUAGUUUUAGUACUUCGAGUGAACCUAGCAAAGUCAGAACUGAUUCUAGUGGGAAAGGUGGCAAGGAUCCCAGUGUUGGAAGCUAUUCUAGGGUGCAAGGUGGCGUCUCUGCCAGUUUCAUAUUUGGGUUUACCUUUUGGGGCGUCUUUUAAGGCCAAGUGGGUGUGGAAGGAAGUGAUGGAACGUAUGCAGUGGCGGUUGACAAGAUGGAAACAACAAUAUUUAUCAAAAGGCAGUAGACUUUUGUUAAUUAAGAGUGUUCUAUCCAGUAUUCCGACUUACUUAUGCUUGUCCAUGUGA